AUGGUUACUAGAGUUAAAAUUAAUGUUACUGAUGAUGAUAGUAGCAAUAAAACUAUUAAUGAUGAAAUGAACUUACCUUCCACUAAACGCAUAUGUAGAGCAACAAGUAAAAAUGCAAAAGAAAUUCUUACUCGAUUGCUUACUCAUACUACUUUUUCUGAUGAUGGUCAAUUACUAUAUAAUGUUCUUCAUGAACUUCAAGACAUAGAAUCAGGUUGGACUAAGGAACACUAA
Messenger RNA from Cetraspora pellucida, 234 nucleotides. The record is from the annotation of a GenBank genome assembly. Lineage: Eukaryota; Fungi; Glomeromycota; Glomeromycetes; Diversisporales; Gigasporaceae.